Messenger RNA from Pseudomassariella vexata, 2077 nucleotides. RefSeq lists its product as uncharacterized. The record is from RefSeq and is a predicted model, not a curated record. Lineage: Eukaryota; Fungi; Ascomycota; Sordariomycetes; Amphisphaeriales; Pseudomassariaceae. The coding region runs from base 444 to 1589 and encodes 381 amino acids. The transcript has a single exon.
CUGGGAUUGGCUGAAGACGCCCGCUCCUGCAGUCUGACCGGCAGCUAGCCAACAAGGGCGACGUAGCGGUCAUCUCUCAGUUUCUCCAUUUCUCCAACCUGCAGGAUGCAAGCUGGGGUACCUCUUCUUAAGGUGAACGAACUCUCAACCUCUGCUCGUGCAUCGCGGCUCCUACCGCAUCCUUACUCUCUUCUGGCAUCCUUGGUGACGCGUGUAUAAUCCAUACAAUACUCUUGUUUUAUAUUUCUAUUCACCUUGAAUUCCAUAAAGGUCCGACACUAUCAGCUCCUUCACCCCGUGUUGUGUGGGGGAUAGCUGUGGUAGUUCGACUUGCAUGUGAUAUCGCCUCUAUCCUUGCGGCCCCCAGACUUGGGAACAUUCCGACCACUACCUACUCUGCGCAACGCGUCCCUUUGUUCUUGGGUUGAACUCCGUUGGUCAACAUGGCGUUGUCUUCCAAUAUCAAGGUCCCAGAUCUACGAGACCGUCUAGGGCCCGUCUUGCCUUCUUUGCCACCCGCUGCACUCUCAGUAGAGGUUUCAGAUACCAUCCUCCCAUUUCUCUCACCGAUAUUACGCCAGCGGGUACAGCUCUUAUCUGCGUCUAGCACAGAACCAUGGAUCGGGCUGUUAUGUUACGAUCCUGCAAAGGUACCAAAGCUCUCGGAGAUUGCCCAGAGCAAUUGUCUAGAGCCUCAUCCUGUCAGUGGUGAGGUCGAGGUCGAUUGGGAUUAUGACGCCGAGACUCGCUAUCGCAGGGUUGACGAAGAAACUCUUCAAGCCCUCGUGGCGCUACAAGGUUUUGGAUUGUCAUUUCGCCUCGUCUAUUGCGCGGGGGAUCCUAUGGGCGGGGAUGGAUGGAGAGUUGGUGAAGUCAGUGUUGUCGAUACACCCUCUGCUUUCUCGUCUUUUGGGGGAGUUUCGACCAUCGAGGAGGCAGAACGUCAAUUCAACGAGUCCAAGACAAAGAAUGCAGCAUCGGCGACCGGGGGCUCCAAGAACGCCACCGCAACAGCAGAAGACAAUGACGAUGACGAUGACUACUGGGCUCGGUACGAUGCAACCCCUGCGCGAACGCCCGCUGCGCAACGAUCACCUGCGCCGGGUUCGACAAAUGGUCGCAACACAGGAAACGAGGAGGAAGAUUACUAUGCCCAAUACGAUUCGGUACAGCCUGCCAUGGAUAACCACGAUCCAGACGAGGAGGUUAACAUGCCAGAUAUUGCACCGCCUCUGGGUCUCUCCUCGAGAUCAACGCAUCCCGCUCACGAUCAGCGGAGCGACGAGGAGGUCGAGUUGAACGAAACUAAUGGUGCUUGGACUCUUGCGGACUCUGCACGAUCGCCGUCUGCAAGCCCGAAACGUGAGAGUGAUCCUAGCAUUGCUCACCCUCGCCCGUCAUCGAGUGCCAGCUCCAAUGCAUCGGUCGAGAAACUCGAGGCCGCCGCAGAAAACUUUGGCGUCCAACAGCACAUAUCAAGGAGCAUUAAGAGCCUCUUCAUGCUGUCGCGCGCGUCGGGAAUCGAGCGUGCCGAUUUUGAGCGUAUCGUCAAGACAGAGCUUGAUAUGUUGGGCCUGAUGGAAUAUUGAGUGAGAGGAUUUGGGUUGGGACGUCUUGGGUCUACAGCUACAUUAUUGCAUCACGUUAAGGCGUAAGGGAAUUCAUCAAAUAAGGCAUUCGAGAGCAUGUCGUUUGGAGUUUAUAUGACGACAUUCACGGAAAGUAAUCGCAGAAUUUGAACUUGUGAACAGGUCAAACCAGCUACCUUCAAAUUUGUGAUAACUGUGUUAUUUUCUAGGCCUUCUCACCCUGCAUUCUACCCACAGGGGAGACAUGCUAGUUUUAUACGGAGUGCCACGUUGUCACAACGGAUAUCUUCUUUAAGAUGGAUACUAUACCACCCGACGAACAUUCGUGUAAACGCCUCUUAGACAUCAUCAUGCGAAGGAAGUUCUCCGAAAGUUGCAAUACAAAUAAAAUAAGAAACUAUUUUUGCGCGAAAUCUGGAAUCAGUAUGGGAUUUUCAUUUGAUGUCAUGUUGUUCUCAACCAAUGCUUUGCCAGCCCGUGGCGACCUU